Molecule: messenger RNA, 1100 nt
Organism: Aphanomyces astaci
Lineage: Eukaryota; Oomycota; Saprolegniomycetes; Saprolegniales; Verrucalvaceae
Product: 40S ribosomal protein S2
Exons: 1
Coding region: 74-862 (262 amino acids)
Biological process (GO): translation
Cellular component (GO): ribosome; cytosolic small ribosomal subunit
Molecular function (GO): RNA binding; structural constituent of ribosome
Source: RefSeq, a predicted model, not a curated record
UGGUGGUUCCCACCGCGACAUUGGACAGCGGCAGUCACUUAUUGAAUCGUCCAACAAAGUUCAAGUAAUUAACAUGGCUGACGCUGCUCCUCGAGGUGAACGUGGUGGAUUUGGCCGCGGCCGUGGCCGUGGUGGUGACCGUGGCCGUGGCCGUGGUCGCGGUCGUGGCCGCGGUCGCGACGGCGACAAGGAAGGCUGGACCCCUGUGACCAAGCUCGGCCGCCUCGUCAAGGACGGCAAGAUCGAGUCGUUGGAACAAAUCUUCCUCUACUCGUUGGCGGUCAAGGAAUCCGAGAUCGUCGACUACUUCCUCAAGGACCGCUUGAAGGACGAAGUGAUGAAGAUCAUGCCCGUGCAAAAGCAAACCACCGCCGGUCAACGCACCCGCUUCAAGGCGUUCGUCGCUGUGGGCGACCACGCCGGCCACGUCGGCCUCGGCGUCAAGUGCGCCAAGGAAGUGGCCACCGCCAUCCGCGGUGCCAUCAUCAACGCCAAGAUGAACUUGGUCCCCGUCCGCCGCGGAUACUGGGGUAAGAUGUCUGGUCUUCCCCACACCGUGUGCAACAAGGUGACUGGCAAGUGCGGCUCUGUGCGCGUGCGCCUCAUCCCGGCUCCCCGUGGUACCGGUUUGUGCGCUGCCCCUGCCCCCAAGAAGCUGUUGGGCAUGGCUGGUAUCGAAGAUUGCUACACGUCGGCGCGCGGCCACACCCGUACGUUGGGUAACUUCGUCAAGGCUACGUUUUACGCGUUGCGCGCGACGUACGCGUACUUGACCCCGGACCUCUGGACCGCGACCAAGUUCCAAUCUACUCCUUACCAAGAGCACUCGGACUACUUGAGCAAGGCCUUUGUCAAGAAGUAAACGGUCACAUGUUGACGAGAGCUCAAGGGAAAGCGCGAUUGGACGAGCGCUACGGUGCGUAGGUGUCGACCCUUGGCAAGUAGAUUGGUAGACGUAGAAGAGGUUGGCAUGGAAGGAGAAGGAGUGGAGAGGUUGGGAAAGCGGCAACGCUGCGCUGCGUGGUGGCGACCCAACACAUCUCUUCGUUUCAACGCUUUUCUGUUGGCUUUUGACGUUUAUUAAUGUAUGGACUGCUCGA